Messenger RNA from Closterium sp. Naga37s-1, 1293 nucleotides. The record is from the annotation of a GenBank genome assembly. NCBI's taxonomy places the organism in Eukaryota, Viridiplantae, Streptophyta, Zygnematophyceae, Desmidiales, Closteriaceae.
AUGACGGCUUCUUUUAAUCAGCAUGACUCUUUUAACCACGCGCGAGGCGCUUCCCGUUCCAUCCACGUGUCAGCAGCACAAGCGAACGUAACGCAAGAAAACGCUCAGUCCGCAGCACCCGACGCACACGCGCGAACCCUACCCGCCGUUUCUGCCUGGCCUGCAUUCUCCGCCGCGUUUUCCGGCGAGUGGGCGGGGUACUCCGUCGACUUCUCGCGCUUCGGGCAGCCCUUGGAGUUGCCGCAAUCCGUCGUUCCCGAGGCGUUCCGCGACUGGGGGCUGGUCCAAUACGCGUGGCAAUCCCAGACCUCCAGCGUCGCUCGCGGGGAGGCCCUUGGGAAUGCCGAGAUUCUCUCUUCGUUCGUGCGGUACGCGCCUGCUGCGGGGUGUGAGGCGGCGUCUCCGCCUAAAUACAGCAUCGGAAGGACGGUUUUCGACUUAUCUGCUGCUCCUGCUGGUGGCGCUGCUGCUGCUGCUGCCAGCGAGUUGUUUGCAUUCACGGCAGAUGGCUCUUAUCUGCUCGUCCGAGCUGGCCAGUCCUCCACCAUGCCCGCGCCUGCCAGCGUGGACGCCAUGCGGGCCACUCAGUGGGUGCCACGUGGCACUGAAUCCACAGCCCGUGACUCUAACGAGCGUGAUUCAAACGGGGGGAUCGGCAGCAUGGCAGGAGGGCCGUUUCAGGUGGAACAUUGUUUGGCCUUGGAAGGGGUGGAGGCUGCAAGUGGUAAGGGAAGAGUGAGAGUGCGCGUUGUGCAGCAAUUCGCACCACAGAAUUCAGCAGCAGGAGGAAGAGGAGGAAGCAGAGGAGGAGGAGGAGCGUUGGCCGUGCCUCGGCUUGCCAGCCUGGCACUGCACAGGGAGAAGUGGGUGGAGCCGUUUUCGGGCGGCGCUGAGCUGGCGGAUGGCGCAGCACUGUUCAGUUCGGAGAUGGUUGAGGAGGGGGAAGGGAGUGAGGCAGUGCGGGAAGGCAGGGUGAAGGAGAUUGAGGGGCGGUGGGGGGUGACGGCGAGAGAAGCUCAAGUGCCCACAGCUCCAGCCAUCUCAUCAUCACUCGUUGCUCUGGAGUUAACAGAGCCAAUCCAAACGGAGCUCUCGAGACAGAUGGAUACCUCUGCUUUGGAGGAUGGGACGUUCAUGCUGCUCCCAGAGGGAGUCUGGAGUCAUGUGCAUAAGGUGGAUGAAUUGUCGGGAGAAAGCUUGUUUCAUGUAGAGGUUGGGUGGCUGUUUUCUUCCAACCAGGCUAUCGUCUCACGGGCUCACUUCGACCAAUCAGGGAAUGCAAAGGUGCGUUGA